CUCCCUCUUCUUCCGUGCCCACCACCGUUGCGUUGUCGCCAAACCUCAACCUCAACCUUCACUGAAGCUUUUCUCUCUCUUCCAUUACCUACCUUUUCAUCAUAGUAUUGGAACUGCUCUCACCUAGCCACUCGGCCACUCAACCACCGUGUGUGUCUAAUAAUUGCAACAACUGAACUGCUAGGUGCUGCGUGCCGGCUCCGGAACCUCGUCCUCCACCUCUUUUUUUGGGCCGCUUCUCUCACGACGACGACACGACACGACCACGACCACAACGAACAGCAGCUUUGUUUCUGACCCUAGCUCACGCGCUCUCGGUCGCCCUCGACUUCUCUCACUGACAUUCUGUUAUUUGUGGGCUCCACGAGCGCCGAAUUGAUCUUGGUCAACGUACACUGAGGGGAUUUGUUUGGCGACAUCUUGAUCAAAGGCCUAACCGCUGUCGCCCCAGCGACACCGCCGCUUUGAACGCGCGCCGAAGCUUGCCAUCGCCAUCAAAGCCGUAGGUAUAUGGGAAUCCGCCACGGUCAACAUCCCAACACGCCGACGCUUGGCUCCGCAGCUGCCUCACCCUCUCGCCCCGGUGCGCUGCAGAAAAGGAUAGCAAGGAGUUGAUUCCACUACUCAACUGCGGCCAUGGCCGCCAACAUACCGCCACAGAUGGUUCCCAACCAUAUGAUGCUGCUUCAGCAGCAGCAACAGCAGCAGCAGCGAGCCAAAUCCCAACAGCAGCAGCAGCAAAUCAACCAACUUGUUAUGACCUAUGUUGUCAAUACGCAGCCUGAGGCCGCUCCAAACACAUGGCAGAGUGCCAUGUCUCAUAACGAGCGAUAUGGAAAGACUCUGAACCUCGUCACAAACGUAAUACUUGCCAUGUCGACCGGCAAUUUCACUGCUGUCUUUCAACACGCAACCGACUUCGAGAAAAAGGUUUGGCUGAGUUCUGAAAAUAAGGCCAUGUACGACAGGGCCUUGCAAGGUAAAAUCGACGAGAUGGUCGCACGCAGACAGGGCAACACGCAACAGCUUCAGAACCAGCUGCAGCAGCAGCAGCAGCAGCAGCAACAACAGCAGCAUCAUCAGCAGCAGCAGCAACGUCAGCAGCAGCAUCAGCAGCAACAGAUGCUCAUGAACCAGAUGGCUGCUGCUCGAAUGGGGCCGACCGGCCAGCCUGGAUUUCCAGGCAUGCAAAACCCGAUGCAAGUUCCUCAAGGAACCCCACAAGCCCAGCUUGGUAUGGGCUUGGCUGGGAACCCUCAGAACAGGCCCGGGCAACCACCGUUCGGAAUGCAGAUGGGACAGCCUGCACGUCCUAUGGGUCCCAUGGGCCAACUGCAGCCUAAUGAGAUCAAUGCCGUCAACGAGGUCGCGCAGAGGCUGAUGAGCCAAGUUCCCGAACCCCAGAAAGCCCAAAUGCGCCAGAAAAUCAUGGAGAACCUGGGCCCGCGUGCUGCUCAGUUCCACGGGGAUGUACUCGUGUGGCAUUUUCAGCAAGAGGCCCUGCGGCAAAUGACUGCGAGCCGGCAGAGGCAAGCUCAAGCUCUUGGACAGCAACGAAUGGCCAACGGAAUGCCGCAGGGCCAACCAGGACAGAUGAACCCGAACCAACUCAUGAUCAAUCCACUAGCACAGCAGCCAGUCAUGCCGAAUGGCCCGAUGCUCGGCGCCAACAUCGAAACUAUACGGAACGAGCGUCAACAAGCUCUGCUCGCCCAGCAGCAGGGACAGAUGGUUGUCCCGGCGAGCAACGGCCAGGCCAGAACUGUUACGCCAGGCCCGAUGAACGGGAUGCCGGGCGCUCAACCGAGCGUGAACCAAGCUUCUCGACCAAUGCCGGCGGGACAGAAUUUUGGCGUUCAGCAGCCUGGUGUUGCCCGAGGACCGAUGAUGGGACACCCGAUGCAAGGACAACCGGGCGGUCUCGCCGGGCCCCCUACCACGUCUCAGAGUCCAGCCAUGAACACGUUGAACGCGCCGAUGCAGCAGCCGCCCGUUCCGAUGGGGCAUGUGGGGAGACAACCGCCCGUUAACCCAGGUAACCCGGCCAUGGGCAGCUUGAACCCGCAAUUCAGCCAUCAGAACAACACACGACCGCCCUCGGCGAUGCCAGGUGUCAUGAACGGCGCGGCGCUGGCCGGAGGUCGAGGAAUACCCGAAGGAGCAAUGGGCAACUGGAAUCAACAGCAACGGGCGGCCAUGAUGAGUGGUUUGUCGAUGGGCACACCUGGCCAGAUGCCCGGGGCACCGGAACAACUCCGAGCCGGCCAGAUGAACAUGGCGAAUCAGGGACCGGGACCGAACGGGCCACCAAACCCAGCAGUGCAGGCCAAGAUGUUGGAAUACUUGCAAACCCCACACGGCAAGACGGCCAUUGACAACAUGGACAUAGCGCCUGGUGUUUUCGGCAUGCUUGCGAACAACGGAACGCAUGUGGGGCCAAACAUUAAGAAAUGGUUUCAGCUCAAGGCCCUGGCAGUCAACAACCCGGCGCAACUGAACAUGUUGCAGGCCGUCCAGCACAGGCAGUUCACAGUAAUGUGGAACCAACAACAGAAGAGGCAGCAAGCAAACCAACCCCAAGGCAACCCCGGCGCUCCUUUCCAGCCGCCCCAGCUGCCCCCCGGCGAGGAAUACCCCCCGCACGUCGCCCAGCUGACCCCGCAAGAGGUCCAGGCAUUCAUGAGCAGGAGUGCCAAUCAUGCGAACCAGAACCCGGCCAUGGUCUCGGAGAUACUUAGAAGAUUGAAGUACACCGACUACGCCAAGAAGAUCUGGGAGAAGCACAACAAGCAGCAGCAGCAGCAGCAGCAGCAGCAGGGAAUCAACAAUGCCAAUGCUGGCGGCCAAAAGGCUCCGUCACAGAUAGUACCCCCAACACCCACCACACAACCAGGUGCCCCUCCGAUGGCUCAGCCGAACAUGCCGCCAAAGCCCUCGAGCACCCCGGUGGCUCCUCCAGCAUCCACGCCGGCCAGACAGACGCCCAAGAUUCCUCAACAACCGCAACCUCAACAGCAGUCACAGCCGGCGCCGCAGUCACAGCAACAGCCGGGGCAACAUGGACCGAACCCUUCCCCCGUGCCCGCCCCCAGGCACAACCUCAAGCGAAAGCCGGACGAUUCCGAAGGUGCGGCCCAAGCGAACAAUGCCGCUCAACGACCAGCGCCGGGACCUGGAGCUCAGACCAAUAUCCGUGCACCCCCACCGUUCAAGCCGCUUCCUGAGGAACAGGUUGUGGCCCUGGGGUCGCAGGAAAGGGCCGAGUAUGAUGCCACCUUGCGACUUCAUCAGCGCAUCACGGCCAUCACCACGGAAGAACAGCUAUUAGCCCAAGGGCAGAACGAGGUGCCGGUGCCCAUGGACGCAGAACUAUUGGGGAAAACCCGCAGGACGCUCCUGGGAGCAUUGAGCACCAUGAGAGGUGUAAGCGCGUGGUCGCAGGCAUGGUUCUUCAAGACCAAGGACGAGGAACGUCUGAGGAUUUUCCUUCGAGCACGGCACAAACUUUACAGGCAGCUCGUUCCAAACAAGGACGCAUCACAGCCGUCAACCAUCUUGCGGCCCGUCCUCACCAUUUCGCCCCAGGAACUCGACCAGAUACAGCAGAUGCUGAAGAACAUGGCCACUGACAUCAAGACCUAUUGCGUACCUUCGCUUGGUCUGCAAAAUAGCUGGAGUCAGGCGAACGGCGGGACGCCAACCCAGCGGCCCGCGCAAGCACCCACGCCUCUGAGCCAAGCCAAUCUGGAGAAGCAGACACAGGCGUUGAAGCAGGCGCAGAACCGCACGGCCGCGAAGAACGUUGCCGCCCCGGCCGCUCCGACGACCACGCAGCCGCCUUUCUCGUUUGGGGCUCACAAGUCGCCGGCCGGCAAUCCGGAAUACCUGAGCGAGCCGCUUCUCACACGAGACGGGCUCCAGGCACCACCUGCCAGGAAGAAGCCCAAGACGGGAGCAAACCACAGCUCGCCGCCGGCCAUUCAGCCGGGCACUGGCUCCCUGUCGCCCAACGUCAAGGCGCCCUCUCCCGUUGUCAGCCGGAAGCAGGAGCCGGCCAAGACGGCACCCAAAUUCAUGUGUCCCGAACCCGGUUGCGAGCAAAUGUCUGUGGGUUUCGAGAGCGAGGAAGCGCUUGGCAUGCACAAGCAGGACGAGCACAUCCGGCCAUUCCAAGAUCCUGUCGCCUUCAUGCGGGAGAACAUGGCUGCGGCACUGAAGCUUGACGAACAGGGCAGGCCCGUCUCGGCGCCGGCCAUGGGUGGCAGUCUUUCCAAGCAAGGCCAGACACCCAUGAGCAAGCCUGAUCUGGCGGCGACGCCCAUGUCUCGCGACGCGUCGAUGAGACGACAGGGCAGUGCCGCGGGAGGACGGGAGAGCACGGCGACACCACGGAUGGCGGCGAGCACACCCAUGGCGCCGGUGGACGAGAUGUGGGCGGGCACGACGAUCGACCCGCAGAAUCUGUUUGCCGGGCUGGGGCCCACGAUAGACGCGACCACGGGCAACAUGAUGCACGAAUUUGGGACGUACCGAUCGAUCACGCCCAACGACACGCCCGAGUCGACGGCCAGCAAGGACAGCGGGGUUUCGGAGCCGAACAGCGACAUCCUCGAGGGCACCGGGCUGGAUAUCAACUUGACGUUCCAGAACUUCAACGAGGAUGUGCUGAUGGACAUGAACAGGAUCAACAUGGAUUCGCUGGAUAGUUUGGUGGACAGCGACCUGUACGGCCCGGGUGGUGGUUUUGGCGGCGGGCAGGAGGCGUACCAGUUCACCUUUGAAGACAUGACGAUGGGGAACGACUUUAGCAAGCCGUUUCAGUUUGACAACAGCGGGUACAUGAUGGAUGCAUCGGUUUAGGUUCUGGAUACCUAGGUGAUGAUGAUGAUGAUGAAGCGGAGUGGCAGUUUUAUAUAUAUAAUGUGCAUGGGUACAUGGUAUAUGGGAAAAGCUAGCAGGGUUGGUCUGGGCAUUCACGAGAAGGGUAGUCUAAUACCUCUUUUCUAUUGGUUUUAUUUUUUUCCUUGUCUCUCUUUCUCUCAGCGUCUCUUUAUAUGAGUGUUGCUGCGGUUUUGUUUUCGGGGCAGGGAGGGAGUUUGGUAAUUGUGCGGAUUGGGCUAUACGGAAGCAUUCUAUAUUUCUUAUUUUUUUUCUCUGUCUCGCGGGUCGAAUGGACGGUUUCUCAGGUCAGGCAGAUAGGGUGAUACCCCCCGUGAACUUGCUUUCUUUUUUUCUUUUUUUCUUUUUUUUCCAGUUUGUCUCUUGUUUUUUUCUUGUUUUUUUUGCAUCGAGGUUGAAGAAAGAUGGAUGGAUGGAUGGAUGUAUUUUGGGUGGAUUUAUUGGAUGUAUACGAAUUGUAUAUUAUACUAGUAAAAGGGGGGUUUUUGGGGGACAUUGAAUGAGAGAUCAAAAGUAUCACACCAUA
This is a messenger RNA of Podospora pseudocomata, 5425 nucleotides long. RefSeq lists its product as uncharacterized. The coding region runs from base 637 to 4860 and encodes 1407 amino acids. The transcript has 5 exons. Lineage: Eukaryota; Fungi; Ascomycota; Sordariomycetes; Sordariales; Podosporaceae. The record is from RefSeq and is a predicted model, not a curated record.